This is a messenger RNA of Cannabis sativa, 1736 nucleotides long. RefSeq lists its product as uncharacterized. The transcript has a single exon. The record is from RefSeq and is a predicted model, not a curated record. NCBI's taxonomy places the organism in Eukaryota, Viridiplantae, Streptophyta, Magnoliopsida, Rosales, Cannabaceae. The coding region runs from base 808 to 1101 and encodes 97 amino acids.
AAAAAAAGUCAGUAUUUUUGUAAAUUUCCUUCUAUUUUUAUUUAUAUUCAUAUUCGCAUUUUUAUUCUUAUUUUUAUUUUUUAUGUUUUCAUUCCCAAAUGAUUUUAUAUUCUGUUGGAGUUUUAUGGGUACCCUUCUUUUUAUUUUUUUGAAAAGAAAAAUGGAAUAAGUACACGCAUGAAAGAUGGGAACUAUAAUCCACUCUCCCUUAUUUUUGAAAAAUAAAAGCGUUUAUCUACAACAACCAGAUUAUACCUCUAAGUCAUUACAAAUAAUGUUCUUAAGAAUUGAGGAUACAUUUAUUGUUUUGCUCCUUCGAUACUUUACCAAUAUUGUGUUAAAUAUGCAGCUGAAUACAAUUUGUGUAUUUGUGUAAAGAUUGGAUAUCACAGACUCACAGUAUGUACUGUCUGCUGAGAACACGUUGUUGGCUGGUCUCAGAUAUGAAAGCUGUACCAUUGAAAACACGGUAAGAUAAUAACUUCCCAAGGAGAGAUGUAAACAAAUGUUGUGCAAACCAAGAAAUUGUAUUGAAUGCCAUUUAAUGAGGUAAAACUAAAACACAUUUCUGUCAGCCGUUUGAUCUUCAUCAGGUGGCCAUAAACAAUCAGUAGCACAGAAUUGCAGUGCAGAGCAGGCCAUAGAAUUUCAUUGACAUCUUUCUUAUCUUUCUUUAGUCUCUUUUGGUGUGUGUGUGUGUGUAAUCUUACGCACAAAAUAUAUCUAUAAAACAGCAAGCUUUCCACCCUACAAACCAGCGGAAAGGCUAAAAAUAAGUGAUAAAGGAAGACAUAUCAAGCAGGGGUGAUGAAGAAAAUGAUGUCUGCACCAAUUGUUGUGCUGCUGGUGUUGUGGCUGAUGAUGUCUCCAGCGCUGGCAUGUUCAUAUGAUGGUAGUCGAUGCAAAGACUGCAUUCUUAAGCAGAUGAGGUGUGGUUGCCCCUCGUGUGUUCCGGUGCUCCGCUGCAUGGCCAAGUGCUUGUGGGGGGGCAGCUCCAGGGCCAACUGCAUUCAGCGCUGUAACUGUGGCAGAAAUGGCAAUCCAAAACUCUCUGAUUGUAAGAAAUGCAUGUCCAAAUGCAAGUGUAGCUGCAUGUCUUAGAUGAGUAACUUCCCCAUUUCGUAUAUGUAUUUCUAAUGUUACUUUGGUAUCUGUAAUAUUGGAUCAUUUAGCUAUUUAUGAACCCCAAUUAAUUUCAAAUGAAUAAUUUAACUGGAAAUGUUCAUUCAUAACCAAAAGAUAGAUGUUGUGGAUUCAUUACUAUAUAAUUUCAACUUCAUAGAGUUACAGAAUUUUCAAAAACAAGUUAUAUACACUAAAAACAUUUUAUCACUUAUUUUGACCAAAAAAAUCACUUGUUAUGCACACCCUACAGCUUAAAUAUAUAUAUUAAUAAAAUUCAAGGGCAUUUAAGAUAAUUCCAAUUUUAAAAUAGGGAUGCUAAUUUCCAAAUUGAUCACAGGUCAGGCAACCUCGUACUUUCUUGUUGUUAUGGUUCUUUUAUAGUCCUGUCUUUAGCAAGGAUCUUCAUUGUGAAGUCCCUUAGUUGUUUUGCCACUGAAGAAGAUUCUCCUUAGUCUGCAUGAUUGUCUUGUUAUUAAUUUAUAGAUGGAGGGAUGAUCCCAUGCUACUAGAGAAAACUGGUCAGCAUAUUCGUCCACUCCUUCCACUAGCAACUGCCAAAUCAAGGCUCCAGCCCCUGCUUCCCUCUUCUUAGCAGAUUCAUAGACUCUAUC